This is a messenger RNA of Fusarium proliferatum ET1, 1488 nucleotides long. RefSeq lists its product as uncharacterized. Bases 1 to 1488 code for a protein of 495 amino acids. The transcript has a single exon. NCBI's taxonomy places the organism in Eukaryota, Fungi, Ascomycota, Sordariomycetes, Hypocreales, Nectriaceae. The record is from RefSeq and is a predicted model, not a curated record.
AUGGCUCCUCAUUCGGCUAGCGGCAAUUCCUCCCUCAGUGCUUCAUUCGAUGUUUUGAUAAUUGGAGCAGGGAUUUCCGGUAUCAACAUCGCAUAUCACGUCCAGAAUGAAGCCCCAGAGCCUGCACCAUCAUCUUACGCCAUUCUUGAGUCAAGGAGUAAACUGGGUGGCACGUGGGACUUUUUCAAGUAUCCAGGUCUUAGAUCUGACUCAGAUAUGUUCACCUUUGGACUGCCCUGGUACCCUUGGCGAAAGAACAAGACUAUAGCUUCGGGGGCUGAGAUUAGUUCUUACCUAGAGGACGCCGCGACACAUGCUGGGAUCCAUAAGAACAUCAAAUAUCAGCACAGAGUGCUUUCGGCAUAUUGGUCAUCCCAGAAGGCACGUUGGACUCUGGAUGUCGAAGUCAACGGUGUUCUCGGGCAUACUUAUGAGGCGCGUUUCCUUGUACUGGGCACAGGGUACUACGACGAUGACGAACCGCUUGCUACCCUGAUCCCAGGCCUAGAAAGCUUCUCUGGAACUGUAGUCCAUCCCCAAUUCUGGCCAGAGGAUUUGGACUACGCUGAAAAGGACGUUGUUAUUAUCGGGAGUGGUGCAACUGCAGUCACCCUACUACCAAAUUUGACGGACAAGGCAAAGCAUACAACCAUGUUGCAAAGAAGUCCAACUUAUAUUUCCCCAUUACCCUUGGUUGAUAAGCUAGCGCAGCUUGAAUGCGCCAUACUGCCAGCUCGUCUUGCCGGGCGAGUAACUCGACUUCGUCGCGCUAUUCGAUUCUUCGGCUUCUACUGGUUUUGCAAAUUCUUCCCCAACACUGCAAAACGACUCCUUCGCAACUUGUGCAUCAAACUGCUCCCCCCGAAUAUCCCCGUUGAGCCGCAUUUCACUCCUCGCUAUGACCCCAUGGACCAGCGACUCUGUGCGUGUCCAGAUGGCGACUUUUUUGCCAGCUUGCGUUCUGGAAAGGCGAGCAUAGUGACCGACGUUAUCCGCAAAGUUACUGAAGAUGAGAUCAUCCUGACUUCAGGUACGAAGCUACGGCCGGAUAUUAUCGUAACCGCGACUGGCCUCAAGCUUCGCAUUGGCGGUGGUAUUCAAUUCUUCAUUGAUGAUGACCCAAUCAGUAUUAUUGAUGGCUUUGCUUGGAAGGGUUUUAUGCUGCAAAACGUGCCUAAUCUGGCUUUUGUGGCCGGGUACUACAACGCUGCCUGGACCUUGGGUGCAGAGGUGACAGGUGUAGCUGUUGUUAGGCUACUGCGGCAGAUGAAGUCCCGGGGCUUUUCUUGUGUUGUACCACGGCUUGCGAAGUCCGACCAAAUAAUGGAGCCGCAGUCGUUCUUCAAAAUCUCGUCUACGUACGUGAAGGAUGCCAUCAAGUAUACGCCCAAGGGAGGAACGGGACGGUGGGCACAUAGGUGGAAUUACUUUUUUGAUCUGGCAAAAGCAUAUUGGGGUGAUUUUGAGUCUGGUCUGGAAUACUUCUAG